AGUCCCGACACAUAACAGCCUUCUACCGGAGCAGCGCGCGACUACCGGAGCCGUUAAAUCAGGAUACACGCACACACAUAUACAUUUAUAAACUACGGACAUGUCGGCCAACAAGGCGAGCGACGGCGGCUGGAAGACGUUCGUGUGGAACUCGGAGAAGAAAGAGUUCCUGGGGCGAACCGGCAGCAGUUGGUUUAAGAUCUUCCUGUUCUACGUGAUCUUCUACGGCUGCCUGGCGGGGAUCUUCAUCGGGACCAUCCAGGCUCUGCUGCUCACGCUCAGCAACUACAAGCCCACCUACCAGGACCGGGUGGCCCCCCCAGGCCUGUCUCACACCCCUCGCUCCCUGAAGUCAGAGAUCUCCUUCAGCCUGUCUGACCCCUCCUCCUACAAGAAGUACACGGACUCUGUGGACAGCUUCCUGGCUCAGUACGACGAGCCGAGGCAGGCGGACCAGAUGAAGUUUGAGGACUGUGGAGACUCCCCCAUGUCCUACACGGACCGCGGCAGCCUGGACAGCGACCAGGGCCAGAGGAAGGCGUGCCGCUUCCCCCGCUCGCUGCUCGCCGGCUGCUCCGGGGAGGGCGACGCCCACUACGGCUUCAAGGACGGGAAGCCGUGCAUCAUCGUCAAGCUCAACCGCAUCGUCAACUUCAGGCCCAAGGCUCCCACUGACAACCAGACGCUCCCUGAGGCCCUGCAGAGCAGCGCCCAGCCCAACCUCAUCCCCAUCUUCUGCAAGAACAAGAGAGACGAGGACGCGGACAAGAUCGGGGGGAUCAAGUACUUCGGCCUGGGCGCCGGCUUCCCCCUGCAGUACUACCCGUACUACGGCAAGCUGCUGCAGCCGCAGUACCUGCAGCCGCUGCUCGCCAUCCAGUUCACCAACCUGAGCCGCGACGCAGAGCUGCGCAUCGAGUGCAAGGUGUACGGCGACAACAUCGGCUACAGCGACAAGGACCGCUACCAGGGCCGCUUCGACGUCAAGUUCACCAUCGCCUCGUGACCUCCUGACCCCACGUAGAGCCCAGAGAUCACACGAGUCUCUGAACAUUCAUGACAUACAGGACCCACACUUCAUGUGCUUCAACGCUUCUCUGUGUGUGUGUCCAGCUUAGGAUGUAAACAAGAGUAGCAAGAGCCAAUAUGUAUUCUCCUGUCCUUGUUCAUCUAUGACUGUAACUGCCUGUAGCUCCGCCUCCUGUCGUCCUGCUGUGACGUGCUUCAGUGGUCCAAGGUGUGUGUGUGUGUGCUAACUGAAUACUAGCAUGGUACUCGUUCCUGUUCCAGACUGUUCCGUGUUUCUUCUUCUCUGGUAGCGUAGAGCUUGUGGGUCGUCUCCAUGGAGACAAACUUACUAUUGAAUGUUUUAACCAUUUUCAUGGUGGAAGAAUUUUAUAUUUAUGCAGUUGUACAUUUUGUUCAAAGUGUAUGAAUCCAAAACCAAAGCUGGUCACUAAGGUAAAAAAGAAGCAUCCGAGGUCCGUGUCGUCUCUGAGAUCUACUGCAUAAGAAACAAUAAACAAGUCAACUGUC
Molecule: messenger RNA, 1536 nt
Organism: Pseudoliparis swirei
Lineage: Eukaryota; Metazoa; Chordata; Actinopteri; Perciformes; Liparidae
Gene: atp1b1a
Product: ATPase Na+/K+ transporting subunit beta 1a
Exons: 6
Coding region: 101-1006 (301 amino acids)
Biological process (GO): intracellular sodium ion homeostasis; sodium ion export across plasma membrane; potassium ion import across plasma membrane
Cellular component (GO): sodium:potassium-exchanging ATPase complex
Molecular function (GO): ATPase activator activity
Source: RefSeq, a predicted model, not a curated record